Hydra vulgaris (swiftwater hydra) is the source of this 1191-nucleotide messenger RNA. RefSeq lists its product as uncharacterized. Gene Ontology annotation, molecular function: DNA binding. The record is from RefSeq and is a predicted model, not a curated record. NCBI's taxonomy places the organism in Eukaryota, Metazoa, Cnidaria, Hydrozoa, Anthoathecata, Hydridae. Gene Ontology annotation, cellular component: nucleus.
AAUAGAUAAUAUCAAUGCUUAGAUCAUUUUCAAAAUAUAAAUAUUUAAAUUAACUUUUUUAAAUUGUAUGUUGCUAAUUACAACAGUUUUGGUCAAAAAUAAAUAGCUGAUAACAUUUUAAAUAUAUCACGAUGCAGAAUCAUAAAAUUCCGUAAAAACUAAUAACUGGAAAUACUAAGGAUAUCUGAUAAAAUGGUGAGAAACUACGUAAAAUCAAAACAAAAACUUUUCAAAACCUACACAGAUUAUGAACUUAAAAAAGCAGUAGAACUUGUUAAUGAUGGAGAACCUUGUAAACGUGUGGCAAGGCUAUUGAACAUACCACACAGAACUCUAAGAUGUCAUGUUAGUGGUUUAAGAAAAUCUAGUGUGGUUGGUCGAAGGAGUGCAUUGUUACCAGAAGAGGAAGUAACAAUUGCUCAAUACAUUGCAACUUUUAGUGAUUUUGGCUAUGCAUUCGAAAUAGUAGACCUAAAGCUGUUUAUACAAAGUUUUCUUCAAAAAUCUGAUAGGGAUUGCCCAUAUUUUAAAGAAAAUUUGCCUGGUAAUGAUUGGGUGAGAUCAUUUUUAAAACGACAUAAAAAAUUGCUAUCUUAUCGAGCAUGUCAAAAUAUUUGUAGAAAACGUGCUGCAGUUUCAUGUGAUUCUGUAAAUAGAUUUUUUAGUAAUUUAGAAGAAACUAUAAAAAAUAUUUUGCCUCAAAAUAUAAUAAACUAUGAUGAAACAAAUCUUUCUGAUGACCCAAAAUCAAAACAAGUGAUAUUCCGAAAGGGUACUAAACAUGCUGAACGAGUUAUGAAUACAUCAAAGUCAUCAGUGUCGAUUAUGUUUGCAUGUUCUGCUGAUGGUGUAUUUCUUCCUCCAUAUACAGUGUAUAAAGCUGAGCGUCUAAUGGACACAUGGAUACUUGGAGGUCCAAUGGGUGCACGAUAUAACCGAACAAAGUCUGGUUGGUUUGAUAGUCACUGUUUUAUAGAUUGGAUGAAAACAUUAGUAAUACCUUACUUCAGACAUGUUGACAAUGACGCACCAAAAAUUCUCAUUAAUGAUAAUUUAGCAUGCCAUUUGUCUAUUGAGGUUAUAGAAAUUUGUGAGGCUAAUAAUAUUAUGAUGGUCUUUUUACCUCCAAACAGUACACAUUUGCUACAACCUCUAGAUCUUGCAGUUUAUGGACCCAUGAAAUCAACAUGA